This is a messenger RNA of Paramacrobiotus metropolitanus, 3944 nucleotides long. RefSeq names its product eukaryotic peptide chain release factor subunit 1-like. Gene Ontology annotation, biological process: cytoplasmic translational termination. Gene Ontology annotation, molecular function: sequence-specific mRNA binding; translation release factor activity, codon specific. NCBI's taxonomy places the organism in Eukaryota, Metazoa, Tardigrada, Eutardigrada, Parachela, Macrobiotidae. The transcript is spliced from 10 exons. The coding region runs from base 2333 to 3604 and encodes 423 amino acids. The record is from RefSeq and is a predicted model, not a curated record. Gene Ontology annotation, cellular component: translation release factor complex; cytosol.
AUUGCCUUUGAAUAAAGUCAAAAUUUUGAUGUUUUCUCUCAUAAUUUCCCAACUGGGAAAGGCUGUUUUGUAUGUGUUGAAUCAGCUGUGAUAGUAGCAUCUUAUAGAAGAUUCAGCGUCUGUUUUCCCGUCAUUACGCGGCGCAAGCGGAGGACAACACGGCCAAGGAGUGCGGAGUGCCAUCCAAGAGCCAACAGCAGCGUCUCCCCAAACCACAACUGCGCAAAUACCUUGGCCACGGCCACCAAGAAACACGCCACCACCUGCUUCGCGGUGGCCGUUAGGACGUGUCUGAGCGUCCGUUUUCCCGUCAUUACGCGGCGCAAGCGGUGGAUAACACGGCUGAGGAGUGCGGAGUGUCAUCCAAGAGCCAACAGCAGCGUCUCCCCAAACCACAACUGCGCAAUACCCUGGCCACGGCCACCAAGAAACACUCCAUCAUCUGCUUCGCGGUGGCCAUUACAGCGUGUCUGAGCUAUCGCUACUUUAUUGAGGAGCCGCGCAAGAAGAAAUACGCAGAAUCCUUGGGAAUGCCCCCCAACGGUCACCCCGCGCCGCCUGGAGAGGACAUUGAAGAUGAUGCCCAAGGUGAUGGUGCAGGUAAGUUCAUUUGGUUCGGUUAAGGUUUUCACCCGAUAAGUAUUCUUUGAUAAGCAUCAUGACACAAGUGCAAACUAUGUACCAAACGGAAGUGAUAUGUAUCACAUUUCUUAAAUUAUUUAUGGAAAUAUUUAUAGGAAUUGUAGCCAAAAUGGCGCUUUGCUGUGAAAUGUAGUGCUUUGGCUUUCGCUAGCGUGAUUACAUUUGCUUUUAAGAAUGGUUCGCAUGUUUUUACUUACUUUUAAUAAAAAUCACGAUGGAUUUCAUUUGGAUUGCGAAAUUGAUAUGAUUAUUGUUAUUACGGCACAAGAGCAGACAACCCCAAAGGGACUUUAUGUCUGGUCGAACAAAAACAAGCGCUAAUGUGGAUGCUUAAGACAGAUCAACAGAUUUUAGUAGGAAUUUGAAGGCAGGUACAGAGCUCGCAUUAAGAAUUUUGGGUUUAACAGUAAUGAUUUUUUCAAGAAGACUCUUUAACGGCCACUCUCUAGUCGACUCUCCUUGCCCGUGCAGCGUCGUCUUUUUUUGCCGGUUUUCGUAAAUUGUAGUGCAUGGUGUUUUCUUUUACUUUUAUCAUGUCCGGGAAGCGGAAGCUGAAUCUUGUUCCAGAUCUGCACAGCAACACCGCAUCGCUCUGAUGCCAUCGGUCGAAAGCGUUGGAUUGCUAAUGGGAUGAUCUGUUUCAAAUUGCUGCUGAUAUAUUUGCUGACUGCUAUACUACUGCUGUACCAAUUGGCAUUUGCUAAUACAUAUUGUACCUUAUUGCUGUACCUGAUUCUAUUUCUGAUAUACUGUACUAGUGCUGUACCAUUUUUUAAUACGUACCCAAUUGAUACAUUUCCGGAACAAGCAUGGAAGUCAAUGGGGCCCGCGGAACUCCCUGCCGAGAAUUGCGUUCUUCACAGCGCGCAUGGGACAUACCUGUCGUUCUCAUCCAGAAAGAAGCAGUGUUAAGCCAAAACAAGUCUAUUAACCAAAAGGCCCGGCUGCUAGCAGUGUCCCAGCCUGAAUCCGGACUGUGGCUUAACGCCUUACCAGUGGCAAGCGUCGGCACUUUGCUGUCAAAUACCGAAGUAAGGAUAUCCAUUGGGCUGCGCAUCGGCGCCCCAGUAUGUGUCGAAUAUCGAUGCAAAUGCGGCAGUACGGUUGAUGUUUGGGGAUAUCACGGGCUGGGAUGCAAGCGUCUUAAACGAAGAUUUCCCGGCACAGCGAGGUUUUUAUCCAUCGUGCGUGUGGUACGGCCAGCAUCCCUUCAGCUCUGGAACCUCCGGGCCUAUACCGCGACACUCUGAAACGACCGGACGGCAUGACUUCAGUCCCUUUCUGUCAUGGAAAAUCGUGGGUCUGGGAUGUCACCUGCCCGGACACCAUGGCCACUUCCUACCUUGCCAAGACGUCCCAGGAGGCCGGCGCGGCCGCCACCAUGGCAGAGACAAAGAAAAGCCAGAAGCACGAAUUUUUGCGGGAUAAUUUCAAGUUCUCUGCUUUGGUUUUUGAAACAACAGUUAUUACUGGACAUUGAUCUCGCCAUUUUUUAAUCCUCCUUGAUCGUCUUGUUGCGCCGAGUGUGACUGCUUGCGUGAAGCGAAAGAAAAAUACUGCUUUCAGUAUCCCCUUCGACACAAACUUGCCAAUAUCAUCGUGAGCAUAACUGCUUACUGCAUCACUCUGCCUGACUCCAACAAUUUUAUCGGAAAUCGAGUGCAACGUUUUAGCAGCUGCAUUACUAACGAUGUUUCAGAAAUGCCGAUACGGGCAGGCGCCCAACGCCAACGACGCCGUCCAGCAGCUGCAGCAGUUGCAGGUCGACCAUGCAGCGCUGCAGGAGCUGAAUGCAGCACUGCAAGAGGUGAAUGUGCAGCUCAUGGGCGCUUGGGGGACCGCCCAAGCAAUACUGGCCGCUCGCAGCGCGAGGAUCAGCGAGCAGGGCGCUGUCAUUGCCCAGUUGAGCGCCACUGUCAGCACCCAAGCCGCCGUCAUUGCCGAGCACGACGCUUCCAUCCGCAUGCUGCAGCAGGAAUUGGCGGCUGUGCGCGCUGAGAUGGCGCACCUGUGCGCCCCGAAGUCCAGUGUACAGUUACUGGUGGCUGACGACACCAAGUUCGGGAUCAUCGUGGUGGACGGUAACGGGGCGCUGUUCGGGACAUUGCAGGGCAACACGCGCUGCAUCCUUGUGCAGUUUACCGUCGACUUGCCCAAGAAUCACGGGCGCGGCGGGCAGUUGACGCUGCUUUUCGCGCCUCAUCUCGUGAAGAAGCGACACGACUACCUGCGCAAGGUGGCCGAGACAGCCGUCACCUGCUUCAUCACCAAUGAGCAAGUCAGCGUGGCCGGCUUGGUGCUGGCGGGGAGUGCCGACUUCUAUACGGAGCUGGCGCAGUCCGGAUUUCUCGCACAGCGUCUGGAAGCCAAGAUCGUGAAUACGGUGAACAUCUCUUACGGCGACGAGCAGGGCUUCAACCAGGCCAUCGAGCUGUCGGCCGACUGUCUGGCACGCGCCAAGUUCGUCCUGGAGAAGAAGCUCAUCGGUAAGUUUUUCGACGAGGUGUCGCAGAAAACGGGCAAGGUGUGCUUUGGUGUGGACGAGACGGUCCAGCGUCUGGAGUCGGGUACGGUAGAGACGCUCAUCUGUUGGGAGAACCUGGACAUUAUGCGUUACGUCCUGCGCAACACCAGCACCGGCGAGAAGCAGAUUGCGUAUUUGCCGCCCAAUCAGACCAACGACAAGAGCAACCUCACUGACAAAGACACUGGAGCAGAGCUGGAGGAGGAGGAGAAGAUGGCGCUGCUGAAGUGGCUGGCCAAUGAGUACAAGAACUUUGGCGCCACGCUGGAGAUGGUCACCGACAAGUCACCUGAAGGGUCGCAGUUCGUUCGGGAAUUCGGUGGGAUCGGCGGCAUGGUGCGCUGCAAGGUUGAGCCGCCGCACUUCGACACCAGCCUCCUCGAAGACCAAGGAUCCGAGCACGACUUCGAUCUGGACGCCUAUAUUGAUUCGAUUUAAUUGGACCGUUUGAGAAAGCAGCUCGAAAACAGUGACAAGAUAUGUGCUUUCACUUUUCUAACUGAACUGAACUGUUCUAACUUUUCGUGUUUCUCUACAUUUCUUUUUUUCCCACAUUUAUUUUGAAGGUAAUUAAUUAUUGAAUUUCACGCCAGUCCUCAGUGAGCACGCGACUGUGUCCGUUCAUUGACUGAAUGCAACGACUAAAAUCACACUGCAUCUUGGUGAUUUAUUCCCGGUUAUUCGUGGUAGAUUUUUUUUCCAAAUUAUUCGGAAUUAUUCUUAAUUAUUCGUAGUUUAUUGCAUUCUUUAAUUUAAUAAUAAUAAUAAUAAUGGUGAA